Molecule: messenger RNA, 1304 nt
Organism: Oryzias melastigma (Indian medaka)
Lineage: Eukaryota; Metazoa; Chordata; Actinopteri; Beloniformes; Adrianichthyidae
Gene: mtx3
Product: metaxin 3
Exons: 9
Coding region: 49-984 (311 amino acids)
Biological process (GO): mitochondrion organization
Cellular component (GO): SAM complex
Source: RefSeq, a predicted model, not a curated record
ACUCUGAUAUGACAGGUCGGAGUGACGUCACGGCUCCCCCUGUGAAACAUGGCGGCUGCCAUGGAGCUGAGAUGCUGGGGAGCAGACUGGGGUUUGCCUUCUGUCCACACCGACUCCCUCGUAGUUCUGGCAUACUCCAGGUUUUCUGGUGCCAAGCUGACAGUUUCCCACAUUGACUGGACAUGGAAAACUCUAACAGCAAACAGUCCAGAGUUGCUUUGUGGAGACUCUGUAGUACAAGAACCUGCACAGAUUCUCAGUUUUAUGAGGAAACAGAGGUUUAAUGCAGACUAUGAGUUGACAGCCAGACAGGGAGCAGACACAAUGGCCUACAUUGCCUUGCUUGAGGAGAAACUACGACCAGCUUUGCUUCACACAUUCUGGGUGGACGCUGAAAACUACACCAGUCUCACACGGCCGUGGUUUGCCUCACGCUCGCCUUUCCCACUAAACUUCAUCGUCCCCAGUCGCCUGGCCAGCAUCGCGCUCUCCCGCAUCCUUCUCACCAAAGGCGAGGCGCCGCUGCACAGAAUCUCUGAGAUAGAGGGAAAGAUUUACAGUGACGCUAAAGAGUGCCUGAACCUUCUUUCCUACAGACUGGGAACUGCAAACCACUUUUUUGGCAACUCGCCAACCAGUCUGGAUGCCUUUGUGUUUGGCUUCGUUGCUCCUCUGCACAAAGCGAGUCUUCCCAGCAGCCAUCUGCAGAGCCAUCUCAAACAGCUGGAGAACCUCACGCACUUCUGUGACAACAUCCUUGAAGUGUACUUCAGCUCAGACCACCCUUGUCCUCCUCCUCCUCCUCCUCCUGCUGUUCAGGAAUCGAUGGAUGCCAACCUUCAGAAACUAACACAGCUUGUAAACAAAGAGUCCAACUUGAUAGAGAAGAUGGAUGAUAAUCUUCGCAGCAGCCCGCAGCACAAACCCCACAGACUUGACCCCAAACCCAGCCUGUCCAGUGCGAACAGCUCCUCUCCCGCCUAACAGCCAAGCUUUCAGCUCCGCUCCUGUCUCAUGAAGCGCUAAAAGCUAGCGGCGUUGCUCUGAAUCGGACUCAGCGUCUUCUGAAGGGAAAAAAAAAGUCUCAAACGGAAUAUACAUUAUUGGUUAAUUGGGAUAUGUAAUUACUAGAAGCUAUGCUUGAAACACUCAUAAUGGAUCCCGAGGAUGUUGGAAGGGAGGAACCGGCAUGUGUUUAAAAAGGAAGAGUCAAUGAUGGACUGCAGUGGAGUAGCUCUGGAUUAAAGGGAUGCAGAACGUUCAAAGGAUUGAAAGAGCCCAACAAGUCCAAGUGGGGCCCAUAU